AUGACGGAAUUUUGUGGUGGAAUUCGCGAGGUUGUAGCGGCAACGUACUGCAAUGGCGGCAUUGCUGAGUUCUAUCGGGGAUUCACCCCCAAUAUGGUAGGGGUGUUCCUUUAUCGUGGGCUGGAGGUGGGAAUCUACUCCACUGCUCAACAACAGAUCAUGAUGUACAGGAUGCAUAAGUACGGAAUGAACCGCCACGACGCGGCGCUUUCUUAUAUGGAGACGGCAGGUGUGGGCAUGGUGGCCUCUGUGAUUGCGCAGACCAUGACGUACCCACUCAAUGUCGUGCGCACAAGGCUGCAGACACAGGGCAUAAACGGGCGGGAGAUAAAGUACAAGGGAAUGGUGGAUUGCUUCAUAAAGAUGGUUCGUGGGAAAGGAGUGGCGUCGCUCUUUUCCGGCCUUACGGCAAACUAUUUAAAGGUGAUCCCCGCGAGUACAUCCAUGUUUGUUGUAUUUGAACUGGUGCAGAAGCUCUUAGUCGGCGAUGAUUGA
This is a messenger RNA of Trypanosoma rangeli, 495 nucleotides long. RefSeq names its product ADP/ATP mitochondrial carrier protein. The coding region runs from base 1 to 495 and encodes 164 amino acids. Gene Ontology annotation, molecular function: ATP transmembrane transporter activity. The record is from RefSeq and is a predicted model, not a curated record. The transcript has a single exon. NCBI's taxonomy places the organism in Eukaryota, Euglenozoa, Kinetoplastea, Trypanosomatida, Trypanosomatidae.